Bubalus bubalis (water buffalo) is the source of this 2773-nucleotide messenger RNA. It is a transcript of the gene TDP1, whose product is annotated as tyrosyl-DNA phosphodiesterase 1. Lineage: Eukaryota; Metazoa; Chordata; Mammalia; Artiodactyla; Bovidae. Gene Ontology annotation, molecular function: double-stranded DNA binding; 3'-tyrosyl-DNA phosphodiesterase activity; single-stranded DNA binding. Bases 490 to 2493 code for a protein of 667 amino acids. The record is from RefSeq and is a predicted model, not a curated record. Gene Ontology annotation, cellular component: nucleus. Gene Ontology annotation, biological process: double-strand break repair; single strand break repair. The transcript is spliced from 20 exons.
CUGCCUCCCCUCCGCCUUCUCCAGCCCCCAGGGUCCGCGCAGGACCCGCCUCCUUCCACUCCUGUCCCGCCAGACCAUUCUCCGGACAGAGCUGUUGUUCUUCAGGCUCUCGGUCGUGUCCAUCUCUUUGAGACCCCAUGGACAGCAGCAGCUAGGCUUCCCUGUCCUUCACCAUCUCCCAGAGUUUGCUCAAAUCAGGUCCAUUGAGUCGGUGAUGCUGUCCAACCAUCUCAUCCUCUGUCGUCCCCUUCUCCUACCAGAGGAUGUUGGGAUGCAGAGUUGUAAGGAGCCGAAUAUUUUAGAAGUAAAUCGGACAAGGUACCCCCCUGCUUAUUAAAAGGUCCGGGUGUAUUUUCUGGAGUUAACUGCAGCCUUCUGGCCUUUGCAGUGCCAUCACUUACCCAGAGUGAUGUUAGACCUACACUAUGCCAGACACCACCCAGGCAUUUAAGAUCAAGAUCCAGGUGGAAAGACGAGAGGAGAAGAAGCAUGGUGUCCCAGGAAGGCAAUUAUGGGAAGUGGACAAUAUCCAGUAGUGAUGAAAGUGAGGAGGAGAAGCCGCAGCCAGACAAGCCAUCUGCCUCUCUCCUCCCCGAGGCCAGGCAGGGUGCCGCCGGGCAGCUGAAGUACACCUGCUCCGAGGCUCGGAAAGCCGCCCACAGGAGGAAGCUGGAGCCCAUGAAAUUCAGCAGCACAGACUCAGUUUCAGAAGCUUCACCUUGCAAAAGACAGAAGACCGGUUCCCAGGAGGACCUGGGCUGGUGUCUGUCCAGCAGUGAGGAUGAACUGCCUCGAGAGCUGCAGCAGGAGCAGGCGAAGGACUCGAGGGUCAAAGAGGAGAAAGGCCCCCUUUCUCCCAGGGACCGCACGGCUCGGGGAGCUGGGCCUCACAGCCCCCCAACCAGCUGUGGGCUCCCGGAGGAGGAAGAUGAGCAGGAAACAUCAGGGGAAGGCCAGGACGUCUGGGACUUGCUGGAUAAAGGGAACCCCUUCCAGUUCUACCUCACGAGAGUCUCUGGGAUUAAGCCCAAGUAUAACACGGGAGCCCUCCACAUCAAGGAUAUUUUAUCUCCUCUCUUUGGGACACUUGUUUCUUCAGCUCAGUUUAACUACUGCUUUGACGUGGACUGGCUCAUAAGACAGUAUCCACCAGAGUUCAGGAAGAAACCAGUCCUGCUUGUGCAUGGCGACAAACGGGAAGCAAAGGCUCACCUCCUUGCCGAGGCGAAGCCUUACGGGAACGUCACCCUCUGCCAGGCAAAGUUGGAUAUUGCAUUUGGAACACACCACACGAAAAUGAUGCUUCUGCUGUAUGAGGAAGGCCUCCGGGUCGUCAUACACACGUCGAACCUCAUCCGCGAGGACUGGCACCAGAAAACACAGGGAAUAUGGUUGAGCCCCUUGUACCCCAGAGUCGUCCACGGGACCCACGGAUCUGGAGAAUCGGCCACAAACUUCAAAGCUGACCUCAUCAGCUACCUGGCGGCUUAUAACGCUGCCCCUCUCAAGGAGUGGAUAGACACCAUCCGGGAGCACGACCUCUCAGAAACAAAUGUUUACCUUAUUGCCUCAACCCCGGGACGCUUUCAAGGAAAUCAGAAAGAUAAUUGGGGACAUUUCAGGCUUAGGAAGCUUCUAAAAGAGCACGCCUCACCCAUGCCUAAAGCGGAGUCUUGGCCGGUCAUAGGUCAGUUCUCCAGCAUUGGCUCCAUGGGGGCAGACGAAUCAAAAUGGUUGUGUUCUGAGUUUAAGGAGAGCCUGGUGACCCUGGGCAAGGAGAGCAGGACCCUAGGAAGUGCUGUUCCUCUCCAUCUGAUCUAUCCUUCAGUGGAAAAUGUGCGGACCAGCUUAGAAGGAUAUCCAGCUGGGGGCUCUCUUCCCUAUAGCAUCCAGACGGCGCAGAAACAGAAUUGGCUUCAUUCCUAUUUUCACAAGUGGUCAGCUGACACGUCAGGCCGCAGCAACGCCAUGCCACAUAUUAAGACGUACCUGAGACCCUCUCCAGACUUCAGUCAGAUCGCUUGGUUCCUUGUCACAAGAUUUGCACGUCCACAGAAGUGCUGCCCCGUAAAAUGGCCACCUGGAGAAACUAGACAUUUUAUGAAAGCACUGCCAGCCUCGCAUCCUUUCGCCGCUCUCCAGAAUUUCCUCCAAAGACCAAGCAGGCAAGAAGAUGAGCUUGAAGAAGCAGCCUUGUCUGAGAAGGUAGUGCCGAGGAGUAUUUGGCAAACCCCGCGCCAACCUGUCCAAGGCUGCCUGGGGCGCGCUGGAGAAGAAUGGCACCCAGCUGAUGAUCCGCUCCUACGAGCUUGGCGUCCUCUUUCUGCCGUCAGCGUUUGGCCUGGACAGUUUCAAAGUGAAACAGAAAUUCUUCUCUGGGAGCAGCCAGGAGCCCACAGCCUCCUUCCCUGUGCCGUACGACCUACCUCCAGAACUGUACGGAGACAGAGAUCGACCAUGGAUUUGGAACAUCCCUUAUGUCAAAGCACCUGAUACACACGGGAACAUGUGGGUUCCCUCCUGAGAGCAGGAAAGCUCUGUGAAGUUGACAUGUAAGGCCUGAGCCCCAAACGUUGGAUGUCCUUGUUUGUAAUGGGUGUUCACUUCCCUUAAUGUUUUAUCAGCCCCCAACAAAACUCUGCAAAGGCCAGUCUUUCAGACAUGAACGUUGGUUAUCCUUUCAAUGGUCACUGUUGACAUUCUCACUUGAAAAAAAAUUGUAUAUUUUCUUAACUCCCUUUUCUAUGCCUUGGAAUAAAAGCUAUUAAACUUC